CGCACGGUAACAGCGGCGGGACUUUCACAUUGUUCUCUUCUUUAUCGCAGUUCACUGAUCUCUUCCAUCGUGACCGAGAUUACGGUCGUUUCAGGACCGUCGAUCAAGCAGUUCGACUGGGAGCAAGCCCAGUGUCCGCCAGUCACUGAAGCUCUCCUACAUUCCACCGCGUUCGUCGCUUCACUCUCCUUCCCGUGACUGAACAAAAUGUCUCUACGUUCACAGAACUCGCCUAGACGAGCACACUUCUCCCGUCACGGUUUCCAUCCAAUACCGAUUACGCACCAAAGCAACAUGGCCGACUCGAACGACGCUACGAUUGACAUUCCUUUGGAGAAUGUGCCAGCAAACGGCCGUGAAGCCACGAUUGGACAUCAAAGCAUUACCCCUUUGAGACCGUCUACAAGCGAUGACUCUCCGAACAAAGAGAGGCGGCCACUAUUCAGGGGCCGUCGGCGGCAGCAAGAUCCUAACAAGGCCAGGACCGGUCAUGUUGGGUACGACGGCGAAGAAGAUACGAUCAACAUGAUGGGACGGAUGUACAAAAAGGUCAGAGAUUCGAGUGCUAUCAUACGGUAUUUGCUCUACGUGCUACCCGUGGCAGCAUGCAUUGCGGUCCCUAUCGUGAUCGGAGCGACAGCCGCACCACACGCAAAGAUCGGCGGCGUGAGGAUACUGUGGUUCUUCGUAUGGGUGGAGGUGGUCUGGGCCUCUUUAUGGGCGUCGAAGAUUGUGGCUCACUGCCUACCGAAUCUCUUCGAGAUUUUUGCUGGGUUCGUCUCCUCGGGUGUCCGCAAGUAUUCGCUGGUCUUGCGCGCUUUGGAAAUACCGCUCAGCCUUGUAGGCUGGGCAGUGGCAUCUCUGGCUACGUUCGUGCCAGUCAUGACUAAGAAUCCGGACGUGCCGAACUCUAGCCUCAGACCCUGGGAGGUGAUUGUUCAGGAGAUUCUGGGCGCUGCCACAGUAGCGUCGCUCAUUUACCUGAGUGAGAAGACCAUUAUCCAGCUCAUCUCAAUCGACUAUCAUCGGAAACAGUUUCAUUUCCGGAUCAAAGAAUCGAAGCGCAACAUCUAUUUGCUGAGCUUGUUGUACGAAGCCUCCAGGACACUGUUUCCGUCCUAUUGCAAUGAGUUUGCCGAGGAAGACUACACCAUUUCAGACCAGCUCGCUACUCUAGGUCUGAAUGGCAAGGGUCGCCGCCAUGCGAGGUCCGGCUCCGGAACGCCAAUGCGUGUCCUUCACGACAUUGGUAGGUACGGUGACAAGCUCACAUCGGCCUUCGGACAAGUCGCGCAUGAAGUUACUGGCAAGCAUAUAUUUGACCCCAAUGGCGCACACUCUAUUGUUGUCCAGGCCCUAGAGAGACCGGCUGCCGCCGAGGCGCUGGCGAAGCGUAUCUGGACGUCUUUGGUGGUUGAAGGCAAUGAGGAACUCCGCCAAGACGACCUUCUGGACGUGCUUGGCCCGGACCGAAGGACAGAGGCUGAAGAAGCGUUCGCAGCUCUCGACCAGGAUGGCAAUGGAGACAUUUCGCUGGACGAGAUGGUCCUCAUGGUGACAGAAUACGCACGGGAGCGCAAAGCCAUUGCCAGAUCGAUGCACGACGUGGAUCAGGCAAUCAACGUCCUAGACGGUCUGUUCGGCGCUGUCGUGCUUGUUGCAGUGGUUUUCACCUUCAUAGCCUUCUUGAACAGAAGCUUCGUAACGACGCUGGCGACCGCGGGCACGGCCCUUCUGUCAUUGUCUUUCGUCUUCGCAACGACAUGCCAGGAGGUUCUCGGUAGCUCCAUCUUCGUCUUCGUCAAGCACCCCUACGACGUCGGAGACCGCAUCUAUAUCAACGCGGAUCAAAUGGUGGUCGAGCACAUCAGUCUCCUCUUCAGCGUUUUCCGCAGAACUAAUGGCGCCAACAUCGGCCGGACGGUGCAAAUACCGAACAUUGUCCUUAACACACUGUGGAUUGAGAACAUCUCCCGCAGCAAGGCCAUGAGCGAACAGCUAGAAAUCGACGUCGACUUUGGCACGACCUUCGAUGACGUGCAGAUAUUGAGAAACGAACUGAUCAACUUCGUCACGGACAAAGACAACAGCAGAGACUUCCAGCCGGUCAUUGAGGUCGGCAUCCUCGGCGCAUCUGAUCAGUCCAAGCUGCAGCUGCAGGUCGAAAUCAAACACAAGAGUAACUGGGCAAAUGAGAGCGUCCGGCAAGCCAGGCGCACAAAAUUCAUGUGCGCACUUGUGUCGGCGCUGAAAACCGUCCCUAUCUACCCGCCUGGCGGUGGAUGUGAUCCUCAAGGAAGUGCGGCUAAUCCGGCGUAUAACGUGUCCGUUUCGGAUGAGCAGGCAAAGCAGAGUGUUGCGGCGGCGGCGAAGGCUAGGAAAGACGCUCGCUUGGUGCCGACCAAGAAGAUGACAGACUCUGAGAAUACCGUCAGUCUCACCGCAAGUGGCAGAUCAGGUGCUGCGGGCUUGUCUACUCAUGACAAUAAGGUCGUUGGUGACCUGGCGUCUCGCAACCCCGCGAUAGACCCAUCACGCGAUCAGGCAUGGACGUCAGGGCGGGAGGACGAUGAUAGUACGCUUGGUGAGCGUCCAAGCAUAGACCAGCAAGAGAUCGAAGAAGUCAAAGGCUUGCUACAUCGGCAAAGCACAAAAGGCAAGCGCAAGCUAUACCCGGAGUCUUCCCGCGGUUUGCAGGUACCCUCCGUGCCUACCAUUUCCGAGCCGUCCGGUGUGGGCUCAGCAGAUUACGCGCAGCCAUCCGUGACCGGCUACCAGAGUACUGGCUUCUCGAACUCGCCUUCGGCGUAUCAGCCUCCUAUCCGCAAUCAGAUCUCGCAAGGUUCAAAUUUCUCGGCGCGACUGCCCCGUAUUGCGCCUACAUCGCCGUUGGACAUGCAGCAGAUGUCGGGGAACGCCACCAAUCCCUAUGGCAAGCGGUCGGAUAGCGCCAGUAGGAAGCCGGUGGGUCCAGCGGCGGGGGACAGCGGUCGUGGUGAGGGCUCGUUCGAGAAUAUGAGGCCUUACUCCGGUGUUUGAUGGCAAGGGGUCUUUGCGUGCACGGGAAGUUGAUUUAAAGCGAGGCGUUGGCGGAGUCAGUGAAAGCGUGGCGUGGCAACGAGCAGAUUGCCACCUCUAUGCUGUACUCCACUGCACAAUAGCAUGGGUCGUGAAGGCAUUCAAUGCCUAUACUCUCAUGGUUGUUUAGCCAUUCAGACUGGCAAGUUGCAAUUCGAGCACGGCGUUUGUGUUCCGCCUAACGAUCAAUCUUUCGCAGCCAUGUCCGUCAUGCCUCAAGCGGAGGCCCUGCCUAACCUAACACAAGCAAAUCCUAAGCCCC
This is a messenger RNA of Baudoinia panamericana UAMH 10762, 3340 nucleotides long. RefSeq lists its product as uncharacterized. Gene Ontology annotation, biological process: calcium ion transmembrane transport; intracellular calcium ion homeostasis. Bases 208 to 3039 code for a protein of 943 amino acids. The record is from RefSeq and is a predicted model, not a curated record. Lineage: Eukaryota; Fungi; Ascomycota; Dothideomycetes; Mycosphaerellales; Teratosphaeriaceae. The transcript has a single exon. Gene Ontology annotation, cellular component: membrane. Gene Ontology annotation, molecular function: calcium channel activity; calcium ion binding.